Penicillium subrubescens is the source of this 1124-nucleotide messenger RNA. It is a transcript of the gene vip1, whose product is annotated as putative actin cytoskeleton protein (VIP1). The record is from RefSeq and is a predicted model, not a curated record. Bases 71 to 871 code for a protein of 266 amino acids. The transcript is spliced from 3 exons. NCBI's taxonomy places the organism in Eukaryota, Fungi, Ascomycota, Eurotiomycetes, Eurotiales, Aspergillaceae. Gene Ontology annotation, molecular function: RNA binding.
UUUCCCUGUUCCUCUCUUUAACUUUCUCAACCCCGAAUAAUCUCACUUUCAAAACUCCACGUUAAUCGAAAUGUCUGGCGCUUCCACCGUUCACGUUUCUGGCAUCUCGCACACGACCUCCGAGAAGGAGGUCCGCGACUUCUUCAGCUUCUGUGGAAAGAUCACCAGCUUGUCCAUUACUCCCGUCUCAUCUGAGGCCGAUGCCCCUAAGUCCGCCAGUGUGACUUUCGAGAAGGAGGCAGCUGCUAAGACUGCCCUGCUGCUCGACCAGACUCAAUUGGGUACCUCUUCCGUGCACGUCGAGGCCGCGCAGAGCAUCGACACUCUGGCCGGCGCAUCAGCCGCUGGCGCAUCCACCACCGAGAAGGACGAAGAGCACGAAAUCGCUCAGGAGGACAAGCCACGCUCUCGCAUUAUCGCCGAGUACCUGGCGCACGGGUACGUCGUGAGCGACGGCGCUAUCCAGAAGGCCAUCGCUCUGGACCAGAAGCACGGUUUCUCGACCAAGUUCACCUCGGCCCUGUCCAACUUUGACAAGAAGUUCAACGCCACCGAGCGCGCUCGCGGUAUCGACGAUAGCUACAAGAUCUCCGAUAAGGCUGUUUCCGGCUGGCGCGGUCUGCACUCGUACUUCGAGAAGGCCCUCGAGCACCCCUCCGGCCAGAAGCUGCGUGACUUCUACGUUCAGACUGAUAAGCAGGUGCGCGACAUUCACAAUGAAGCUCGUCGUCUGGCAGAUCUGAAGCAGGGCAAGGGUGGUGAGACUGAGGGCGUUGCCCCUGCUGCCAGCGAGGCUGCUGGUGUCGCCCCCGCGACUGUCCCUGCUUCUGAGCCCGCUGGUGUUGUUGCCCCUGCCGAGCCCAAGGCUUAGUUUUCUUGUUUUCUUGCUUGAGACCUGAUGGUUAUCCCACGCUGGCGUGAUAUUUUCUGUUUCCGUGUCUAUGCUUUUUCAUUGAUACAUGCCACUUGUGCUGAGAUCGCCAUGAAAGGUUUUGCGGCUUUUCGCCUUUGUUGUCUGGGACGAGCUUAUGAUUGCGAUGAUUCCGUACUUUGCGGUUAGUUAGUUCUUGGUAUCUGAAUUGCGAGCGAGCGAAUGAACAUAUACGAUUAUCAUGAUAGCAAUA